Molecule: messenger RNA, 3766 nt
Organism: Microcebus murinus (gray mouse lemur)
Lineage: Eukaryota; Metazoa; Chordata; Mammalia; Primates; Cheirogaleidae
Gene: GNA12
Product: G protein subunit alpha 12
Biological process (GO): adenylate cyclase-modulating G protein-coupled receptor signaling pathway; Rho protein signal transduction
Cellular component (GO): brush border membrane; heterotrimeric G-protein complex; cytoplasm
Molecular function (GO): D5 dopamine receptor binding; G-protein beta/gamma-subunit complex binding; guanyl nucleotide binding
Source: RefSeq, a predicted model, not a curated record
AUGUCCGGGGUGGUGCGGACCCUCAGCCGCUGCCUGCUGCCGGCCGAGGCCGGCGGGGCCCGCGAGCGCAGGGCGGGCGGGGCGCGCGACGCGGAGCGCGAGGCCCGAAGGCGCAGCCGCGACAUCGACGCGCUGCUGGCCCGCGAGCGGCGCGCCGUGCGGCGCCUGGUGAAGAUCCUGCUGCUGGGCGCGGGCGAGAGCGGCAAGUCCACCUUCCUCAAGCAGAUGCGCAUCAUCCACGGCCGCGAGUUCGACCAGAAGGCGCUGCUCGAGUUCCGAGACACCAUCUUCGACAACAUCCUCAAGGGCUCAAGGGUUCUUGUCGAUGCGCGAGACAAGCUUGGCAUUCCUUGGCAGUAUUCUGAGAAUGAAAAGCAUGGGAUGUUCUUGAUGGCCUUUGAGAACAAGGCGGGGCUGCCUGUGGAGCCUGCCACCUUUCAGCUGUAUGUCCCUGCUCUGAGCGCACUCUGGAGGGAUUCUGGCAUCAGGGAAGCUUUCAGCCGGAGGAGCGAGUUUCAGCUGGGUGAAUCAGUGAAGUACUUCUUGGAUAACUUGGACCGGAUCGGUCAGCUGAAUUACUUUCCUAGUAAGCAAGACAUCCUGCUGGCAAGGAAAGCCACCAAGGGAAUUGUGGAACAUGACUUCGUCAUUAAAAAAAUCCCUUUUAAGAUGGUGGAUGUGGGCGGCCAGCGGUCUCAGCGCCAAAAGUGGUUCCAGUGCUUUGAUGGGAUCACAUCGAUCCUAUUCAUGGUGUCAUCCAGUGAGUACGACCAGGUCCUCAUGGAGGACAGGCGCACCAACCGGCUGGUGGAAUCGAUGAACAUCUUUGAGACAAUAGUCAACAACAAGCUCUUCUUCAACGUCUCCAUAAUCCUGUUCCUCAACAAGACGGACCUCCUGGUGGAGAAAGUGAAGACAGUCAGCAUCCAGAAGCACUUCCCAGAUUUCAGAGGCGACCCGCACAGGCUGGAGGAUGUGCAGCGCUACUUGGUCCAGUGUUUUGACAGGAAGAGACGGAAUCGCAGUAAGCCGCUGUUCCACCACUUCACCACCGCCAUAGACACUGAGAACAUCCGCUUCGUGUUUCAUGCUGUGAAGGACACCAUCUUGCAGGAGAACCUGAAAGAUAUCAUGUUGCAGUGAAGGGAAAGCCCUCUGUCGCCGUCCUUGAGCAGCCUCCACGGCUGUUGGUCAGAUCUCUUUGGUGUGUCUUACCUGCAUGGUUCUGGAGUGGGUUCUCGGAUUCACGCCACCUAGCUCGAGAAUGUUGUAAAACCAGCCAGGCCAACAAGCUCUAGGCAAACAGACACGGAAACUUUGAUGUUAGCUACUGAAUCCUGGGGACAAGUGAAACUACUGAAAAUCCAAGUGCUCACUUUGGUAUUAAUGUGGAAUACCUAAUAACACAGCUUUCUUUCUUUUUACAGAAAUGUCAUUCUUUCUGACACAAUUUAAUUGAAGAGUGUGUGGGUAUGUGCAUGCACAUGCUCUCCUUAAUGACAGAAACACAAAAACCAGCUGGCCUUGCAGAUGGCUUUUCUCUCUAACUUGCAUUUUUUCGCUGAGACAAACUAACAUGAAAGCUUUGCCUAGUUGUAGCUUGUGGAGAUCAAAUGCACGCCGAUGCUGCUAAACUCUGAGUGCCCAGGCCUGGCCCCGCAGCCCCAGCGUCCAAAUGCCACUUCCCAAAGUAAACAUGUUGCCUUUUAAAACUCUUGUGCCAAUUUCCUAAGAGACCCUAAUCCAAGCCUAUUAGAUUGAGCCGAGGAGCCGUGCCAAGGAUCCCCCUCCCAGCUUUGAGGACAGGAUUGGGAGUUUCGAAGGUGUGAACUGGCCUUAAUGCCCGAUAGCACACUCAGCUCCUCCUGCCUUCCCAGACUGCCCAGCAGCACGGCGAGGAGUGGACGUGGGAUGCUGGCAGUGAAUGUGGCCCUAUCUGUCUGCACACAGUGGUGCUUUUCACUUCUUACCUCCCUUCCCCUCGCCCUGCCCAGUGCAAAGACACAUAAACCAAGUAGCCUUGCAGAUGACUUUGCCGUCUUACUUGCGAGUCAUCUUCUGACACCACAGUUGAGAGCAUGUAGCUUUUCCUCCUUUUGGAAGUAGUGGAGAGUUUCAUCUUCUCUUCUGGGGCUUGUGAAAGCUGGCAAGACUACUAGCAAAGCUUUUGUUAACGCCACAGCUGCUUGGCGAGUUCCUAACAGCUGACCUUUCUGGAAGCCCACCAACUAAAGAAAUCUGAGUUUCUCCAAACUGCCGCUACACCAGUGCCUUUGGACAGCCAGUCCCUGUUCUCGGCUCCCCUUUAAGUCUGAUUCUUACCAAGGGCUCUUGCUUCUAUUGCUGUGCACACAGAACAGUAAACUACCAGAUACAGCUCUCGUGGGAGGAACCCACAGAAGGCUGAGCAUGUUGGCGUGAGCUGGUAAAUCAUAAGCUCAGUCGACUCGUCCAGUUACCUGCCAGGUGUCUUUCACUGUGUUUAAAAAUACAUUGCCUUCCACACUGGUCCCCUCUGUGCAUUACUCUACUAGAAAAGCCUGUCUAGUAUUUUGGGGGGACUUCUAGCAUUCAAGAGAGAAGGAAAAGCUUCCUCUUAACCAGCACCUAAGUGUUGCUAUGGCUUAAUAACACACCCAGGGCCUUGUCCUGAUGCCACACUGUCCCCACCCUGUCCCCUUUUGUGUCUCACUCUCAGCUUGUUUCCAGCAAGCCAGAGAAACAUGAAUCUUGGGGCAGAUGCGGAACCAGAAGAGGGAGGACAAAAACCUGCUGCUGAGUCAUCCUUGUUAUCACAGUGUUUUAAUUAGGAGACAACAUGGAAUUCUCUUUCUCUUUUGGUGCUUGGGGGUUUGUGUCAAUGUUUGCUGGGCUUUGAGCUCUUUUUUUGGCUGGAAAAAAAAAGUUGCUGUUUUUGUACUGCUUCCUGUGGCUCUUCACAAACUGAAAGGAUGUGACCGGGAUCAGUGCCGAUGACCGCGUUUUGAAGGAAAAAGCUUGCUCUUGGCAGGGUUCACCAGCCUGGUCUCAGAUCACAUUUCCAGUUUGCAACAGUGAGAGCCCCCUGGUCCACAGUGAGGUGGGCUUCGCUUGCCCAGGUCAGUUUUCUGUAUCACGUUUGUCAGGAUCCGUGGCCCAGAGGAAGGGCAACCACUGUUCCCCACCAACUUGGAAAUCCUCUUCACGGUUUAGUUGGAGAUCACUGCCACCGUAACUGGGGGAAUCAUUUGAAACACUAUCCCAAAAGCUCUUGUCAGCAAGGGCUUUUUUCCCUUAAGCAGUUGGGUAUAUUUACGAGUCACUUGCAAACCUGGAAGCAUGAGAGUAAUGAGAUACCACGACUUCUGUGUCAGCAGGAAGUGGGGUGGGAUGGCCCGAAGGCGGGGGCCCAGGACCAGCUCAGCCCCUGACCCCACCGCCUGGUCGUGCACUUGGCUUUGCUGAGCGUGGACUGCCGCCUCUUCCCCAGGACCAGAGCGAAUCAGAACGCCUUUAAAGACGCCCCACUGUAAAUUACGUAAUGUGUUGUAAUUGGAGACCAUAACUACUUGCAAGGCGAAACCGAAAUUAUUUACAACUUUUCUAUACAAAGAUUAUAGUCAUUUUUUUCCUCCAAAACCUUAGGCUUUUUGUAUUUUUUUUAUUUUAAUUUCACUGUUAAUCCUUGAUUGUUGUCUUUUUUAAUUGAGAUGUUGGAAAAGCAGGAGGUAGUUGUGCCUCAUCUAUUAUUGCAAAAAUGUAACAAUAAACUUCCUCAAAAAUAAGA